UCUCUCGUUGCCCCGGGCUCGUGUCCCUUCCCACCUGUCGUCUCUAGAAGCGCCGGUGGCCCGUUUCCCCUCUCCGUCCCCUGUCUCUCAGUGGGAGAUCUUGUAUAGUGCCGCAGAUUCCCUCCUCUACCUUUCCUUCGUUCCUCCUCGAUCAUUUUUAGAACGACCCCGCCGUGCCCCCCUCCGCACUGAUUGAUGACUUGACGAGAUUGACGAAUUUCCUUGUGUACUACUACUACGCUGUCUUCCUCUCUCGUGCCUUCUGCCUCUUGUCUCCAUCUGCGCGCCCUCUCCGACGGCUCUGGGACGGUUCUUUUCAGCUGUCCACCCUGAACCUCCAACCAUUGCAUCGCAUGAUUAAACGGCCGCUCAAUUUGCACGCGACUUCUCUCUCAACCAUCCGGACCUUGUAUAUUUCCCAACGCGACGUGUGAAAUGGCUUCAGACAUCCCCAAGGUCGUGCCGUUGACCUGCCAUGGACACUCUCGUCCCGUGCCGCAUAUCGACUUCUCCUCCACCGUCGAGGAUGACCAGUACUACCUGAUCUCCGCCUGCAAGGACAACAAUCCUAUGCUGCGCGAUGGCAUCACAGGUGACUGGAUCGGAACCUUCCUCGGUCACAAGGGAGCAGUAUGGCAAGCCCGGCUCUCCACCGACGCAAGCAUAGCAGCCACCGCCGCGGCCGACUUCUCCGCCAAAGUCUGGGACACCCACACCGGCGAAUGCCUCCACACGCUCCAGCACUCGCACAUCUGCCGCGCGGUAGCCUUCCCGAUCCAGCACUCGCCGCAAGUGCUCGCGACGGGCGGAUUCGAGAAGAAGCUGCGCAUCUUCGACCUGACCCGCAGCGGCGGAAACAGCAACAGCUCGUCGCCCACAAGCUCCACGCAGGGGGGCAUCGACACCACACCGUCGGCGGUCACAAGCUACGAGAUCGGCCCGGGCGUCCACGGCGGCACCAUCAAAUCCAUCGUCUGGAACCAGGACUACAACAUCCUGACGACCGCGGCCGAAGACCGCAAGAUCCGCUGGUGGGAUCUCCGCUCGCGUCACCCCGUCGUCGAAUACGCCGUCGAAGGCUCCAUCGGCAGCUGCGAACUGAACGCCCUCGCCGUCAGACCCAAUGACUCGGGCAUCCUCACCGUCGCCGCCGGCAAAUCCGUUUACCUCUUCGACGGCCUCGCCCCCGGCCGCCUCCUCAAGAAAAUGGACUUCCGCUACGAGGUCGCCAGCGCCGCCGUCAACAAUGAAACGAGCAAAUUGGUCACCGGUAGUGCGGAAGAUACUUGGGCGAGAGUGUAUGAUGUUCGCACUGAUGAAGAACUCGAAGUCCAAAAAGGCCACCACGGCCCAAUCUGGUCCGUCAGUUUCUCCCCCGACGGCAAGCUCUACGGAACAGGCAGCGAAGACGGAACCAUCAAAUUGUGGAAAGCCUGCAGGGAGCCGUACGGUCUCUGGCGCUAAACCCCCGUUGCCAUCCCAAUCAAAUUCAACCCAAACCACACACAAGUCAAAACAAAAAGC
Messenger RNA from Aspergillus heteromorphus CBS 117.55, 1524 nucleotides. Its product is annotated as WD40 repeat domain-containing protein. The record is from RefSeq and is a predicted model, not a curated record. NCBI's taxonomy places the organism in Eukaryota, Fungi, Ascomycota, Eurotiomycetes, Eurotiales, Aspergillaceae. Bases 436 to 1464 code for a protein of 342 amino acids. Gene Ontology annotation, biological process: spliceosomal snRNP assembly. The transcript is spliced from 6 exons. Gene Ontology annotation, cellular component: SMN complex. Gene Ontology annotation, molecular function: protein binding; RNA binding.